This is a messenger RNA of Lampris incognitus (smalleye Pacific opah), 3072 nucleotides long. RefSeq names its product PVR cell adhesion molecule related 2 like (gene pvrl2l). The coding region runs from base 63 to 1655 and encodes 530 amino acids. The transcript has 10 exons. The record is from RefSeq and is a predicted model, not a curated record. NCBI's taxonomy places the organism in Eukaryota, Metazoa, Chordata, Actinopteri, Lampriformes, Lampridae.
AGACACACACACAGACACACACACACCCCGGGACCGCGGUCCGAGAAGUUUGCGUGUGCCUCAUGAUAAGGAAUAUACCGGCGACGGCGACGGCGGUGUCCUUGGCGGGCGGCGUGGCUGGAUUUGUGUCCUCCUCCUUCUCCGUGUCCGGCUCGUCCAGCGGGAGAGACAUGGCGACAGGCUCGUCCCUGAGGAGCAGCUGGCUGGUGGCGGCCGCGGUGCUGCUCACGACACCAGGUGUUGGCGGGGCCCAGAGGGUCCGGGUUGAGGAGGAGUUGGAGGCAUAUCCCACGGAGUCGGUUGAUCUACGGUGCCAGUUCAUCGACGGGGGAGGCCUCACCAAACUCACCCAGGUGUCGUGGAUAUGGGAGCCCAUCGAGGGCCAGAGGGACAACAUCGCCGUGUUCCACCCCACCUAUGGCCAGAGCUUCCCCAAUUUGUCCUUCAGGGACCGGGUCAUCUUCAUCCAGGGCACGCUGGAGAACCCCUCCAUCCGCAUCAACGACCUGAGGAUGUCCGAUGCCGGACGCUACAUCUGCGAGUACGCCACCUACCCGUCCGGGAACGAACAGGGCACCACCAACCUGAUCAUGCUCGCCAAGCCCAAGAACUCCGUCAAGGUGGUGACUGUCCAGGCCGGCACCAAGUCCGUGGUGGUGGCCCACUGCGAGGCAGCUGAUGGCAAACCGCCGGCCUCCAUCAAGUGGGUGGCCUCUGUCGGUGGGAACCACUCCACCAGCACUACGGCCGGGGCCGAGGGAACGGUGACGGUUCGCAGUGAGUACCGGCUGGUGCCCACGCCGUCAGACAACGGCAGGGAGGUGACCUGCAUGGUCAGCCAGAAGACCCAGGACCAGCCUUGGGUCUUUCCUGUCAGGCUGUCUGUAGAGUACCCCCCUACUGUUGUGUCUAUAGAGGGCUAUGAUAACAACUGGUAUGUUGGACGUUCAGGCGCCACACUCACCUGCCAGGCAAAAGCAAACCCUGAGCCCACCACUGUCACCUGGACCACGAUGUCGGGCUCCCUGCCAGACUCGGUGGUCAUCGAUGGCAACAAGCUGACAGUGAGGAAGGUGGACGACGCCGUCAACACCACCUUCAUCUGCGAGGUGAAGAACAGCUUGGGGGUCAGCAGGCACCAGGUCACCACCGUGGUCAUCGAAGAGAGGAAGAGGACGCCAGGCCCCGCAACAGGCGCCAUCAUCGGCGGUAUCAUCGGCUCCCUCGCCCUCAUCGGCAUCAUCAUCGGCAUCGUGUUCUUCAUCCGCAAGCGUCAGGAGGAUGGAGAGGGCCCUCCCAAGCACAAGCCGCCGCCCCCUGUGAAGACAGGCAGCUCCACGGAGAUGCUGAACAAGUCCGACCCUCCCAUGGCCACAGAGACCGCUCCUCUCAGUCCAGCAGAGCUCUACUACGAGACCACAGGGGGAGAACCUGUCACGAAUCUGGAUGAUGACGCCAACCACCCAGGUGGUGGCGCCCUGAACGGUGGUGCCCCCGCUGUCUCGGAGGACUCGAUGAAAUACGACGUCAACGAACUCAAAGAGCACGCUGCCGACGGUCACCAGGGAAACGACCCGGAGGCGGCCAACCACGAGCCACCGGCUGCCAACAUCUCUCGCGGCGAGAGCUUCGUAUCUGCCGCCAUGUACGUGUAACCAUGGCGACCCGGGAGCAACACAGGCAUGCGGGCAAGUUCCAGAUCACCCAAAUCUGCAGGCAAACAAGAACAUCCUCCCUGUCUCACGUUCAACCGCAUCCGGUCCACUCCAGUAACUUUCAAUUGUACUUAAGAGCCUGCAAACCAUGACAUUUUGAAUUCUAUCUUACUUUUCUUUGCCAGUCACAUGUUUUGGAGGUAAAGUUUCCUGUGUUGUCCGUGUAAACUUCUAUUUAGCGGGGCUGUUUUUAUGUGAAACCACAGGGUGCUUGGAACAAGUGGUGUGUGUUGUUUUAGAUAAGCCAUGCAAAAUCCUUCUUUUCUUUCUUUUUGCUUUGCAAACUUAACUGUAGGUGGCAGUGCAGUGUCUUGUUCAGUGUAGAGUUUCAAGGAAGAACAAGACAAAGAGGCAAAUUGUCACCCUAUCUCUUUGUGGUGUAAUAUAAGAAAUCCAAACACUUAAAGAUUAUUGGGAAGUCACGUGGGUAUUUUAUACAAUGGUGUCAGCUUUUGCGUAAAUCGCCUCAUUAGGUGUUGGGAGAUCUUGCAAUGCGGGUGAACUGGAGCGUCCCUUUCAGCUAGCUGUCCCACAGUGCUGCGCCUGCAUUCCUGUGUGUUGCUAGCAAAUCUAAAUUCACUUCAAACAAAGGUGAGGCAAAAGCUUUUAUCAGUGACUUGAGCAUGAAAUAUUGUACGCAACAUGAUUUUUUUGUGCAUUAAAUUAAAACAUCACGUUCUAUGUGUUCACUUAAAAUGAGGCUGUCGGUACUGGGCAGCUCUGAAUGGAGCAAUCUACACAACCACAGAACUGGACUGAGCAAUUCUCCGUCCAUUGCCAUUCUAGUUCAGUGAGUGAAACAUCAGGCUCCUGCAGCAGCCUCGCACUCAAGGCAAGUGAAAAUACUCUGUUUGGAAUCUUUUCAAAGUAUUUUAUAUGUCGAUUUGGGUGAGUUUCAAUCCCACACAGCCAGAUUUGGUUCAAAGAAGUCCAAAGCGUUCAUCUGGCUCUGCAGGCAGCCCCAAUUAAUCACUCAAGAUGUUUGAAAGUAGUUCAAUAAUUGCUGGAGUAUAACAAUUCUGCAAAGCAGCCGUUCCGCCUCUUGCAUCGCUCAGGCUGUGGUCCAAUUCAGAAACAUUCCUCCGUGAUUCUUUUCCUGUCAGAGGGCCUCCUCCAUCUUCAGACCGUAGCAACUGUCAGUGCACUGGGUUGCUCAUUAGCGCUAACGAGGAGGAAGUGAUGUCCGAGCAAACAGCAAUAUUAUAAGAUUUAACACCGCGUGAUUUAUACGUGUGAUUCUCAGCUGCGAGAGCUGGUAAGGCUGAUUUAUAACGGAGAUGAAAUAUGGGAUCAAUGUUUACAGCCAAGCACAAGAAGCACACACACACACACACACACACACACACACACACACACA